GGUGCGAAUUCACGAGACAAACAAUGGAAAAAACAGUGGAUGUCUUUCCGAGCUUUCCCAGCUCCUACACUAUUUGAGGCAGGAAUUGCUAGUACUAGCAUUGAAGUUAAACGCAAUUUCAGCAGUGGCUAUUGUCACUAUCAUGUGCUGGUCGAUAAAAGUGAAAACUUUAAACCUACCAUGGAAGAUAAGUUAAUGAAAUGGGCUUUGAUUAUUUGGAAGAAUACGAACAAACCAAAUAGAAUCAUCUCUAGUGUGCUUGGCGCGAUCAACUUCAUUAUGCCAUCAUUAACAUGCGGGCCAAAGUCAAGAGGAAAGUGGGUUGACCAUAUCAUUAUAACUCGGUGUCAGGAACACUUGGAGGACGAAGUACAUAGGGCCCAGCAGGUUGCAUUUAUCGCAAGUGAUAUGUGGGAACUUUGUUCUGUCUUGCUAACAUUGUUUUUAAAUUUAUAUCUCAGGAUGUCGUCUACUUUACAGAAAGUUGCAUUUUUAAAAAUUGUCCUGACGGAACAAUUAGUUAAUACAAAAUCUUGA
This is a messenger RNA of Paraglomus occultum, 537 nucleotides long. The record is from the annotation of a GenBank genome assembly. NCBI's taxonomy places the organism in Eukaryota, Fungi, Glomeromycota, Glomeromycetes, Paraglomerales, Paraglomeraceae.